Molecule: messenger RNA, 1792 nt
Organism: Polypterus senegalus (gray bichir)
Lineage: Eukaryota; Metazoa; Chordata; Cladistia; Polypteriformes; Polypteridae
Exons: 3
Coding region: 6-872 (288 amino acids)
Source: RefSeq, a predicted model, not a curated record
UCAAGAUGGGACUAAUAUUUUGUGUAACCUCAACUGACAUUGAUAUAUUACUUUUCUUACUUGGAUUUCUGCUUCUAUGGAUGAUAUUUACCAUUGAAGAGAGGACAGUUGAGAAAGUGUGCAAGGCCGGAGUUUAUUUAUGUAUUGGGCUCAGUCGACUCUGCCUAUCAAUAGUCCCAGUGCGGCGGAUGAUCUUCCGGCUGUUCAUGCCCAUCUUCCACUUCUGUGCAUUUUUCUUUCAUGUGAUUCUUCAAGGUCAUCAUCAAUCUCAACAGGCUUACAUAGUUUCACAUGUUAGGAAUUUGCCCUUCUUUGAAACCACUGAGUUGAUUAAUAAACGUAAUGAGCAUGUCCGCAAGGAGAAGUAUCACAAGCAGAAAGCUCAACGACACUUAGCUUUGAUUGUCUUUAACCUUCUGGAGGCCAUGAGGCAGCUAUGUGAGUUUCCAUUGCAGUUACUGCAGGUGAUACCACCUGUCUGUUAUGUUAUAUUUCACCUCUUGGAAAGUGUCUUCUGUUUUUUAAUUAGUCUGCUGAAUCCAGUACAAGAAGCAGUGAAAAGGCUGAGUGAAGACAAAUCAUUUUCAGUGAAUCAGGAUCAGGAUCAGAAUCAGAAUGAAGAGACAAGCAACUCUCACAGUACUUCUCAGGAACCUGAAAGCCAUGGUAGAAGUAAUGGAAAAAAUGUGUUGAAGGACUGGUUCAGGAUAGAACAUCAGCGAAUAUUCUUCACUGAGAUGGUCCUAAAACAUUGGAAUAAGCCACCACAACACCUAGUGGAAUCAAAUCUCACAGAUAUGUUCAUAAACUUAUGGUUUAUGUCAGCUUCAGAGGUGGAUUUAGGAACCAAGCCUAGAGUUCCUAAAGUAUAAAUCUUUAACUAGCACAUUAUUUAAAUGUGUUAUUUUAAGCUACACCUUCAAUAGCUUCUAUUAAAAAGGCAAAUGGAAAUAAAAAUGAUAAAAAAUAUAAAAAUCUGGUGAAAAAAUUAUAGUGCUAAAGCAAUUGCUUGCAUGUGUUGCAGCUUAUUUUUUAUGUUUUUAAUAGGUCCUAAUGUCUGUUACUUUUUGUAAUAAUCAAUUGAUUUGCCAUUUCCUGGGUUUAUGGGGAUUUUAGACAAAAACACAAAUGAUAAUAUGUAUUUGCCUCCUUUGGUGAUGUAAAUAUUACUCCUCUAAAUUGCUACUUGCAAAUGUACACUCUGCAAUCUUUGGCAAAUAAGGGGACUUCGGUCUUUUAACUACUCCCCUAAAUAUCUAAUCUGGGAGUCACAUGUUACCGUAUCAGUCUUUAUUGAACUGGAGAAGACAAUUGCUCCAGAGUAUCCUUAUUAUUAAAAAAAGGAGUCAGGCUUACAAGCCUAUCAGAUACUCAACUCUUUAAUACACCAUAAACAACUGCAUAUGCAUAUGACAGACUGUUAAAAGUAAGCUUAAACAUUUGGGUUUUUUUUCUGUAAAAUCUAUAGUUAUAAAUAUAUAUGAAUUUUUGUAAUGUAGUGUAUUUUCAGCUAAGAAAAUAGCACUCUUUGGCACAUGCUAUUUUCAAGUGUUUAAUGUCAAAAACUGAGUAUCACUCUCAAAUUCAGAAACCUUUUAAGAGUGGGUCAUGCAUUACACUUAAGGUGUCAUCAUAUUGGCUUUAUUUCCAAAAACUAUAAGGGAUGCUUUUUGCCAGCUUACUGUGGCCUUGGCCUGAAGCCUAUUACCAUAUACUGUAUAUUGUUUUACAGCAUAGCUAUAUAUUUAUUGUAGGUGCUUAUUGCAAAUGAAUAAAAAAUGCAUCAGGAGAA